CCGUAUAAGAAAAAGGGCUCUAUUAAAGUAGUACUCCAUAUUCCUUCAACAUUAUAUUAUACUUUUUUGAUAUUUGAAGAGAGAAGAAAAAAAAAAUGGAGCUUAGUGAACAUGAUAUUUUGGAGGAAUUAUUAGCUCUUCCAAGAAAAGAAAGUUUGAAUGAUUUUUUGCCAAAUGGAAAUGGAUGGACUUUUGAAUCACCACUACCUUUUUAUCAAAACCCUGAAUUUAUUGCCUUAAAUUCUUCACUUUUGGGGCUAAUUUCACCCCCAAUUACUACUUCACACUCUAAUUUUCCUAAUUUUACUUCACCUGAAUCCUAUCAAUUUCUAGAUUCUUCUUUUACUGGUACACCAUUACUUGAUGACUACAGUGUUGUGGAAAAUCAUGAAGAAUUUGGUGGGAUUAAUCCUGGUGAUUUUCAUGGUUUGCAACAAGAGUUGAAUAGCUUUGGUGAUGUGAAAGUUGAAGAGUCAAAUUCAAGAUUAAUGGGUAAUGUGGGAGAAAAGAAGAGUAAAAUUAGGAAGAUGGAAGGACAGCCUUCAAAAAAUUUAAUGGCAGAAAGGAGGAGAAGAAAGAGACUCAAUGAUAGACUCUCUAUGCUUAGAUCUAUUGUUCCUAAGAUUAGUAAGAUGGACAGAACAUCUAUACUUGGAGACGCAAUUGAUUACAUGAAGGAGCUUUUAGAAAAAAUCCAUACAUUGCGUGAAGAUGAUAAUGUGAAAGACGAAAUUAAGGAUAUUAAAUUCGUAGGAAACUUCAAGGAGUUGAAGCCAAAUGAAGCACUUGUUAAAAAGCCUCCUAAGUUUGAGGUAGAAAGGAGAAAUGCAGACACCAGAAUCGAGAUCUGUUGCAGUGCAAAGCCAGGGUUGUUGUUAUCGACAGUGAGCACGUUAGAAGCUCUUGGGCUUGAUGUACAACAAUGUGUUAUCAGCUGUUUCAGUGACUUCUCAUUGCAAGCUUCUUGUUCUGAGGCAAGGGAGCAUCGAACAAUUUUGAGCGGUGAAGAUGUAAAGCAAACCUUGUUCAAAACAGCAGGCUUUGGAGGAAGAUGUCUUUAGGCAAAUGAUAUAGAGAUGCACAAUAAUCCCCAACCAAGGACAUUUUGUCUGUUGUUCAAAGAAUAUUGCAAGUUUUAAUAAUGUCAGUUUUCUUGAUUCAUUUAUUAGAGUAUUUAAAUGGAGUUAAUAUAAUCAUACCUCUGUCAAUUGUGUCAAAAUAAUGAUAUUCAGAGGGAAUGAAUUUACGAGUCCCUUUUUGGUUUUC
Molecule: messenger RNA, 1266 nt
Organism: Solanum pennellii
Lineage: Eukaryota; Viridiplantae; Streptophyta; Magnoliopsida; Solanales; Solanaceae
Product: transcription factor bHLH93-like
Exons: 4
Coding region: 96-1061 (321 amino acids)
Biological process (GO): regulation of DNA-templated transcription
Cellular component (GO): nucleus
Molecular function (GO): DNA-binding transcription factor activity; protein dimerization activity; sequence-specific DNA binding
Source: RefSeq, a predicted model, not a curated record